AUGGCUUUUGUGCCUGACGAGGAGACGGUGGACGGAGAUCCUCUGACUGCUAGGGACGCCCUUGCUGCCGGUGACGGUUUCGAAGACGCUGUGUGCCCUCUGGCCGUGCUCCGAUGCGGUGUGGACGAUGCAGGCCAGGAGGUCUUAGUGCAGGGGCUUCUGGUCAAAGAGGUCGAAGGCAGGCUUGUGCUGGCAAUCCCGGCCAGCGCUUGGCACAAGAAGGUGAACAGGCGCACUUUGCCGAAAGGCUUUAUGACGAAGGUGGGCGCAGCGGAGGUGUUGGCCUGUGCUGCUUCUUCCCGGAGCGUGCCCGAGGACGAUGCUCCUUCUGUUGCUUUCGGUGCUCUUCCGAACGGCGAGGUCGCAGCCGUCUCCGACCACUACACUUUUGCCUCCGCCGAGAGCGGCCAGCCGGCCGUGCACAAAGAUGCUCUGAGCGCCAGGCUCGACCGACUCGAGCGGCUGUUGGGCGCUGCAAUUCUUUCAGGCUCCCAGGCAGGCCGGGUAGGUGCAAAGGCAAAGGCGAAGGUCUCAGCGAAGGCUGUUGCUCGGGCUGCCGCCCCGACGGGCUCAGUCGACCCUGCCGUGCUGCUCGCCGCCCGGGCUGCUGGUGUUCCCGACGGCACCUUGUCCGAGUUCCAAAGGCUUUUGGGGUCCUCCGCUGUCGGGCGAAUGCAGCCCGAACCUUUCACGACAGCCCGGCCCAACCCACUGCAGGAGUCGGAGGACGAAGCCGAGGAGGGCGUACUUCCGCAGGAGGUCGCCGAAGGAGGUGUUGGUGCGCUCCGGCCGCCCGCGGGCGAGCAUGCAUCCCAAGGUUCCCAGGCAGAGGCUUUCGCUGCGGCCAUGUUCAGGAUGAUGGAGGGCUACUCGAGGAGCCAAGCUGCGAGGACCUCUCCUCUCGAACGGGCUUUGGAAGGCGCAGGGUCUGGGUCAGCCGAUCCUUCAGGGAUGCCCUCUACGCGGCGCAACGCCAGCGCCCGGCGUGCUCUCAGGGAAGCCCUCAUAAGCAGCCCUGCCGACGUUGCAGUGAUCGUGGAUCGCUUGAUGAUCGAAGAUCUGACCUGCUCAGCGCCGGGCGCCGGGCUCGAACAACAGACCUCGGCCCGAGCCUGGGUCGAGCACAAGUCGAGGAUAGGGGGGUAUCCAACCGCAAUGCACAUGGCUUGGGGAGCCGCGGGUGCCUUAGACGCUCUGAAGGCCGGGCUCAUAGACCAAGCCCGAGCGAGGCUCUUUCUGAUGAUCCUGCAGUUAGAUCAAAUGAGCUGCGACAAGGGCAGCUGGGUGCUCGCGUCGGAACUUUCGCUGGAACUUGCUCCUCCUGCCCAUGUGUUCCGCCAGAGAGAUCAGAGCUCGAGCGCGUCUCAGGUUUAUUCGCGGAUCUUAGAUCCGAGGUGGGCAGAAAUCUCCCUGACCCACUUGCGGGAACAGAUGGACUUCAGCGAGAGACGCCUCAAGCUCAACAAGGGCCAGCCGGCCGGUGCUACGAGCGGAGACCAGACAGCGGACCCGCCUCCCGAGGGGGGGCAAGCAAGCACCGCCGCUCGACCGCCCAGGGCCCGCUGCCUACCGCAGCAG
Messenger RNA from Symbiodinium sp. CCMP2456, 1578 nucleotides. NCBI's taxonomy places the organism in Eukaryota, Dinophyceae, Suessiales, Symbiodiniaceae. The record is from the annotation of a GenBank genome assembly.